CCCAUAUUUAAAUGCUUUGAUAUCCUUCCAAAUAUAUAUACCCAAAUGAGAACAUAAUAGUCUCAGAAAGUUAUUUCAUUUUUUUCAGUAGAGUAUAUGCCAGCCGCCAUGGCAUGCCACACCAUCUCGGCCGCCGCCGUCCUCGGCCGCCGGAACAUAUCCUGCAGGGCAAUUACAACCCAGCAGAACCCAGCCCCGCCGCCGUCCGCCGUCACGUUCUCCGCCAAGUACGUACCCUUCACCGCCUCCAUCGGCGGCACUGCCGGGGAAUCGUACUCCCUGGACGAGGUCGUCUACCGGAGCAGCUCCGGCGAGCUUCUGGACGUUAAGCACGACGUGGAGGCGCUGAGGCAGUUCGACGGGGAGUACUGGAAGAGACUGUUCGAUUCUCGGGCGGGGAAGACGGCGUGGCCUUACGGGUCGGGCGUCUGGUCGAAGAAGGAAUGGGUGUUGCCGGAGAUGGACGGCGGCGAUGUGGUGAGCUUGUUCGAAGGGAACUCCAAUCUCUUCUGGGCGGAGAGAUUCGGGAAGGAAUUCGUGGAGAUGAAUGACCUUUGGGUUAAGCAGUGUGGGAUUAGCCACACCGGAAGCUUCAAGGAUUUGGGAAUGACGGUUCUGGUGAGCCAAGUGAACCGGAUAAUGAAAAGGAAACCGGGGAGUUUGGUGGGAGUGGGCUGCGCUUCAACCGGAGACACCUCCGCCGCCCUGUCGGCAUACUGCGCCGCCGCGAACAUCCCGUCGAUAGUGUUUCUGCCGGCGGACAAGAUCUCGAUGGCGCAGCUGGUGCAGCCCAUAGCGAACGGCGCCUUCGUCCUCAGCAUCGACACCGACUUCGACGGAUGCAUGAAGCUGAUCCGGCAAGUCACGGCGGAGAUGCCCAUUUACUUGGCCAAUUCCCUCAACAGCCUCCGCCUUGAAGGCCAGAAAACCGCCGCCAUCGAGAUUCUGCAACAGUUCAACUGGGAGGUCCCCGACUGGGUGAUCAUCCCGGGCGGGAAUUUGGGUAACAUCUAUGCGUUCUAUAAGGGCUUCAAAAUGUGCCAAGAAUUGGGCCUUGUUCACAAAAUGCCUAAAUUGGUCUGCGCCCAAGCAGCAAACGCCGACCCGUUAUACCGCUACUACAAAUCCGGAUGGGCCGAAUUCAGGCCCAUCAAAGCGGGCACGACAUUCGCCUCCGCGAUCCAGAUCGGCGACCCGGUCUCCGUCCACAGGGCGGUGCACGCGCUGAAGGAAUCCGGCGGGAUCGUGGAGGAGGCGACGGAGGAGGAGCUGAUGGACGCAGCCGCGAUGGCGGAUUCCACGGGGAUGUUCUGCUGUCCCCACACCGGCGUGGCGCUCGCGGCGCUGAUGAAGCUCAGGCAGCGAGGCGUGAUCGGCGGCGCCGACAGGACGGUGGUGAUCAGCACCGCUCACGGGCUCAAGUUCACGCAGUCAAAGAUUGAGUAUCACUCCGGCGAGAUCGAAGGGAUGGGCUGCCGGUUUGCUAACCCGCCGGUGAAUGUCAAGGCGGACUUUGGGUCCGUCAUGGACGUGCUAACGAAGCAUCUGCGUAUAGGACCAAAGUUACAUUUAAAUUUGAAGGGAAAUGCUUGGUUCACAAACUCAAGCUCACAAACUUACCAUUUGUGAACUUCAAUAAAGAAAAUUAAAUAGUCUAAAAUAAUUUUAAAAUGAGAAUUUAAACCAUAAUUAGUAAGUUUGUGAUCCUUCUGUUUGUGAACGUAGCAUUGCCCAAAUUUGAAUGAAGCAUUGUAAUUUGA
Cuscuta campestris is the source of this 1760-nucleotide messenger RNA. The record is from the annotation of a GenBank genome assembly. NCBI's taxonomy places the organism in Eukaryota, Viridiplantae, Streptophyta, Magnoliopsida, Solanales, Convolvulaceae.